This is a messenger RNA of Mesorhabditis spiculigera, 912 nucleotides long. NCBI's taxonomy places the organism in Eukaryota, Metazoa, Nematoda, Chromadorea, Rhabditida, Rhabditidae. The record is from the annotation of a GenBank genome assembly.
AUGGACCCUGCGCGCGGCCCAUCGCCUCCCGAAGAGCCCGACCCGCCGCGCCAUGACGAGCCUGGCCCCGGACUCCGUCAUUUCCGCGCACCGGUGCCGCCUGUGCUUUCAGUUCCCGUUCCGGAUAGUGCGCUAUUCUCUUCCCAAGAGUUUCUAGCCUAUUCCGAUAGAAUUGCAUACUUUGAUGCACAAUUCGAACCGACUUCCGAUGACGAUAUUUUAUCAGAGUUUUUCGUGCCUUCCGCCUCAAGUUCCCGCGUCGCGCUGAGCCGAAGCAGCACCAGCACCAUUGGCCGACAGGUCGAUGCUUUGACGGUCCAAGACAGUGUUCUCAUCCCUUCAAGCCCAGCUGUCAGUGAUCAACCGGAAUUCUCCGCGUUCUCUGACACCUCGGAAUACGCCGAUGAUCCGUCAGAUUUUUGCCCGUAUACAGACCCGAUUGGCUACUACGACUACCACGAGCCACUUGAUGCGCUGUCUCCAGCUCCGAGAGCCUCACAACAGCCUGGCCCGUCUCGCCCGGACACCAGCAUUCCUCUUCGCACCAGCACGCUGCCCUCCUCUUUCAACUUCUCCCAGCAGCCUGGCCCAACAAAAGAGCCUCUGCGCCGCCUCACAUUGUUGCAGCAUGGCGAACCGCCAAUGCCCACUCGACUUCGCAGGGACGUGCUCGGGAGACAGGCGAGGAACGGCGCGCCCGAAGCUCCAGAAACGCCGUUGCAACUUCUCAAGCACGAGCCAUGGAAUCUUCGGCGGAACGUAGGUCACGCCAAGCGCGUGAUGCAGAGCGGCAUGCUGAACAAGUAUCAAGUGAGGAAACCGGAGAACGCAUGGCUCGACUCCAGCGUGUUCGUGAAACUAAUCAAAUUCUGCGCGCGGGUCAGCGAAACACUACGCGUCGGGGGGCUGGAA